Parasteatoda tepidariorum (common house spider) is the source of this 2631-nucleotide messenger RNA. RefSeq names its product protein inscuteable homolog. Gene Ontology annotation, biological process: establishment of mitotic spindle orientation; regulation of asymmetric cell division; asymmetric cell division. Lineage: Eukaryota; Metazoa; Arthropoda; Arachnida; Araneae; Theridiidae. The record is from RefSeq and is a predicted model, not a curated record. Gene Ontology annotation, cellular component: apical cortex. Gene Ontology annotation, molecular function: cytoskeletal adaptor activity.
GCAGAUGGCACGCGCCACAUGUCACUUCUGAAUAGAAAGAGGCAGGGCCUUACGCGUGGCCCUCUCUUAUAAAUACGGGAUGAAGAUCCGAGAGCAGCAUAACAAUUUAUUCUCAGUUCGAUCAAGUUCUCUCUCUCUCUCUUAUUUGGAUUACACAUUGUGCCUAUUGCUAUGGGACAGCACGGUAGUUGCAUACAAGGACAACCUGAUUGGGUUGGACCUUAUCAAAAAGCCUCUACCAAAAAAGAUGAAAUUGAACUUUAUGACCACAUCAGAAAGCUCACUACUGGUACCACCAGUGCUAAAGAUUUACAAGAAUUUGAACAUUUUCUUAAAACCAAGAUCAAUCCAACAUGUCCGCAACACGGAUCCAAAGCAUCCUCCCACAGCAGUUCUAAGCAAUCAUCAUCAUCCAGAAGUUCCACUCUCUCAAACCAUAGUAAACUAGAAGAACUUUUCCAUAAAGAAAGUGUUUGCAAAGAUAUUAACUUUAACCAAAGCCAAGUAGACACAAAGCCGACCAGCAUCAAACCUAUGAUUGUUCCAAAGAGUACCUGUGUAGUCCAUGGCAAAGCAAAAGCAGAAGUUAAACCACAAAGGACACCAUGCAAAGUUCACGGUCACCAAAAUGUUGGACAAUUAAACCUGAAAGUAGUUGAUAAAGAUGUAAAACCUUUUACCUCAGAAGUACCACAAUUACCUCCUUCUUAUAAAUUCCCGCCACAAGUGAAUAUUUUACCUCAGGAAGAUGACUUCAAGCCUAAUUAUCAAGAAUUUUCUGAUGAAGACUCAGCAGUUAGUACCUUUUCUUGCCCUGAUUUCAUUACUAACCUGAUGCUAUCAUCUGAUGAAUUACAAAAAGUUGAUAUCCUAGCAUCUGUUGGAGUUCAGUCAGCCAAAGAAACAAUCCAGACGUUGGAAGACAGAGCUGAAAGCAUAGUCGAGACCUUCGGAGUAGUUCUGAAACAUCUAGAGCAUGGCGAUUGGUCAACUUUUUGUAUCAGUACCAGCAGACUGUGUGAGGACAUUAAAAAAGUGAUGAAAGAUUACAAGCUUCACUCUGAUACCAAGGAUCCAGAGUCUAUUACAAUCAAAAAUAGUGUGACAGAGGGUCUUAAUCAGCUAACAACACAUAUCUUGAGUUUGAAUCAUGUAUCAUCGUUUGAAUCAAAGCACAAAGUACUUUUGCCAUCGUUUAAAGUUUUGGGAGAAGUUCUACAUGAAAUGAUGGAAUUCCUCAUCACCAAAGAAAUUAGAGUCCUCAUCGACUGCUUGCAGACUGAAGGAAACAAUUCCUCUCUUAGAAUGGCAACAUGUGCUCUAGCUGAAAUGUGUUUAUCUGGAGGUCUAAUGAGCAAAUUAGUAGUUAAGGCUGGAGCUAUUUCCCCACUACUCAAUGUGUGUAAGGUUCGCAAAUGUCAAUAUUUACGUCCACUUGCAUUACGUACUUUGACUGUCAUCUGUUCUUCCCAGAGUUCUCUAGAAGAAUUUGAAAAAGAAUUGGGAAUGAAUGUUAUAAAGACUCUGUUGUCAGAAGAAAGUGAAGAAAAAGUAUUGUGUGAAGCUGUUGGUCUUCUGGCUCAAGUAUUAAAACAAUGGACUGAAAGCAAAUGCUCUUUGGAAAGCAAGAUGGGGAAAGAUAUGGAACCAAUAGUUCAUAACUUAACUGGAACCUGCAAAAAAGCUCUUUCUCCAGAGAUGUUUCUGCUUUCAGCCGCCUGCCUAGCUACGCUUUCACCCUUCAGUGCUUUUGCCAGAGAAUGGUUACAACUUCAUGCUCAUGAAAUGCGAUUACUAGCGAGCAACAGCAAACAAGAGAGCUAUGUUUAAAAGGGUUUGGAAUCCUGACAUCAGUAGUCAUUCAUGUCUUUCAAGUGUAAUUACUAGUCAAUAUCAAAAUCAUUAGACACUCAUGAUUUUUGGAACCUCUUCAUCUGUACAUUUAUGCAUCAAAAAGCUAUUUAGCAAUUUCAAGCAGGGAAUUAUGGAUCUAUCACUGUGCAGCAUCUGUAUAUAAACACAUCAACAAAAAAAACUUUUUAUCAUAUGCAGAGCAUUGCUUUGAACUAUUCCGUCCCACCUUUAUAUCUUCCUAUUUGUUGGAAAUUAUCUGUGCUUCAUCGAUUUUAUGCAGCAAAUUACAAACUUUUUAUUUUUCCCACUUUAAUAAAUGAAUUUGUUAAAAAAAUUGAAUGUUAUUGCAUUUAAAAAUAAUGCACAUGUAUUCAAGCAAUGUCUAAAAUUUUGAUACGCAAAAUUUUAAAAACUUUGGAUGAGUCAUUACGAUAGUCUUUUAUAAACUGUUGAAUUUUGCAAAUAUGAUCUGCAAUAUAAAUUGAAUAUGCUUGUGCUUUCAGAUUUUACUAGUCUAUUCUGUGUUUGUUGACAAUGCAUGUAUUUUUACAAAUUGAUUUUGCAACAUUUAUUUUAUUUUGAAAUGUAUUUUAUAAAUUAUAUUAGCUUUUUCUUUCUAAAAAUUGAACAUUCAGCUAGCCUGACCAAAGUUUAAUUGCUACUGCAAAUAUUAUAUCACUGUAAUGUGUGUAUAGCACAACAGUUUAAAGCUGUACAUAAAAUUGUUAUAUUUUUAUAUAUUUUAUACUAAUACAAUAAAAUAUUUUUAUUAUUCAA